AGAAGCCCUUUAAAAGCGCCAGCUUCCUUCACACUUCUUUUCAUCAGGACAGCUCUGAGAACGCGGCAGGGGAAGGGGUCCCUGGGACCCUGCGUUGCUUGGCUGCCGACUUACCCCCUCCUCUCCAUCACUGGAAGGAAAGGCUAAGCUCUGGGCCAUGAGGCUGGCCCUGCUCCUGGUUUUCCUCUGUCUCAUUCCGGUUGCAGUGCAGCUGUUGGACACUAGGCAAUUUUUAAUAUAUAAUGAAGACCACAAGCGCUGCGUCGAAGCAUUAAGUCCCAGCGCGGUCCAAACAGCCGCUUGCAACCAGGAAAACGAAGCGCAGAAGUUCCGAUGGGUGUCUGAUUCCCGGAUUAUGAGUGUGGCAUUUAAACUGUGUCUGGGGGUCCCAUCAAAGACGGACUGGGUUCCUGUCACUCUGUAUGCCUGUGAUCCAAAGAGCGAAUUUCAGAAAUGGGAGUGCAAAAAUGACACACUUUUGGGGAUCAAGGGAGAAGAUUUAUUUUUUAAUUACGGCAACAAACAAGAAAAGAAUGUUAUGCUUUACAAGGGCUCUGGCUUGUGGAGCCGAUGGAAAAUCUACGGAACCACAGAUGAUUUAUGCGCCAGGGGUUAUGAAGACAUGUACACCCUGCUGGGCAAUGCCAACGGGGCGACUUGUGCAUUUCCAUUCAAAUUUCAAGACAAGUGGUACGCAGAUUGCACCAGUGCUGGGCGAUCGGAUGGAUGGCUCUGGUGUGGGACCACCCCAGAUUACGAUACAGACAAGCUCUUUGGAUAUUGUCCCUUGAAAUUUGAAGGUAGUGAAAGUUUAUGGAACAAAGACCCGCUGACUGGCAUUUCCUACCAGAUAAACUCCAAAUCUGCCCUAACGUGGCAUCAAGCGAGGAGAAGUUGCCAACAACAAAACGCGGAGCUCAUGAGUAUCACGGAAAUCCACGAGCAAACAUACCUGACAGACUCUUCUGAGUUUUCCCGGAUUUCUGGCUUUCUGGAAGCCAAGGGACCUAACACAGGUUACUUUUCCACUGCGUUCACCAGCUGCCUGGAGGAAAGGGGGAUGCCCUCUGGCCAGGACAGCAGCUCCUGCCGGAAAUGCUUUCCUAAUCAGCCAGAGCUAUUCUUGUGUCCCGAGAGCCAACCAGCCCAGAGAGUCAGAGGCUUGGUUCACCUCAGAUACUUAUUUGAAUCUUAUCCAAGCCUCCGGAAUUGUAGAAGUCCGUCAACAGAACCUGGAAAAAGCUGCGUGUCAUUAAAUCCUGGAAAAAAUGCUAAAUGGGAAAAUCUGGAAUGUGUUCAGAAACUAGGCUAUAUUUGUAAAAAGGGCAACACAACUUUGAAUUCUUUUGUGAUUCCCUCCGAAAGUGAUGUGCCCACUAACUGUCCAAGCCAGUGGUGGCCCUACGCAGGUCACUGUUACAAGAUUUACAGACAGGAGAAGAAGAUCCAAAGAGAUGCCUUGAUGGCGUGCAGGAAGGAAGGUGGCGAUCUAGCCAGUAUCCACAGCAUCGAGGAAUUUGACUUUAUCUUCUCCCAGCUGGGAUAUGAGCCAGACGAUGAGUUAUGGAUCGGCUUAAAUGACAUCAAGGUCCAAAUGUAUUUUGAGUGGAGUGAUGGCACCCCAGUGACAUUUACUAAGUGGCUUCGGGGGGAGCCGAGCCAUGAAAACAACAGGCAGGAAGACUGUGUUGUAAUGAAAGGCAAGGACGGGUAUUGGGCAGAUAGGGCCUGUGAGCGGCCUCUUGAGUACAUCUGUAAGAUGAAAUCACAAACCCAACCUUCUGGAACAAUAGAAGUCGCAAAGGGCUGCCGGAAAGGCUGGAAAAGACAUGGCUUCUACUGCUAUUUGAUUGGACACACGCUUUCAACAUUUGCAGAAGCAAAGCAAACCUGUGUAAAUGAGAAGGCUUACUUAACAACCAUUGAAGACAGAUAUGAACAAGCGUAUCUAACUAGUUUGGUUGGAUUGAGGCCUGAAAGAUAUUUUUGGACGGGACUUUCCGACGUACAAAACAAAGGCACCUUUCAAUGGACCAUUGAGGAAAAUGUUCAGUUCACGCACUGGAAUUCAGAUAUGCCAGGGCGAAAAGCAGGAUGCGUCGCCAUGAGAACUGGAGUUGCUGGGGGCUUGUGGGAUGUUUUGAGAUGUGAAGAAAAAGCAAAAUUUGUGUGCAAACACUGGGCGGAAGGAGUGACUCGCCCGCCAGAGCCCACCACAACUCCCGAGCCCAAAUGUCCGGAGGAAUGGGGCGGCAGCAGUAAAUCGAGCUUGUGUUUCAAGCUGUUUGCAAAAGGAAAACAUGAGAAGAAAACAUGGUUUGAAUCUCGAGAUUUUUGUAAAGCUCUGGGAGGUGAUCUAGCCAGUAUCAAUAAUAAAGAGGAACAGCAAACAAUAUGGAGAUUAAUAGCGGCCACCAGCACGUACCAUGAACUGUUUUGGUUGGGACUUACAUAUGGUAGUCCUUCAGAGGGUUUUACUUGGAGUGACGGUUCUCCGGUUUCAUAUGAAAAUUGGGCUUAUGGAGAACCUAAUAAUUAUCAAAAUGUUGAAUACUGUGGUGAGCUGAAAGGUGACUCUGCUAUGUUCUGGAAUGAUAUUAACUGUGAACAUCUUAACAACUGGAUUUGCCAGAUACAGAAAGGACAAACACCAAAACCUGAGCCAACACCAGCUCCUCAAGACAAUCCACCAGUCACUGAAGAUGGGUGGGUUAUUUACAAAGACUACCAGUACUAUUUUAGCAAAGAGAAGGAAACCAUGGACAAUGCCCGAGCAUUUUGCAGGAAGAACUUUGGUGAUCUUGUUUCUAUUCAGAGUGAAAGUAAAAAGAAGUUUCUAUGGAAAUAUGUCAACAGGAAUGAUGCACAGCCCGCAUAUUUUAUUGGCUUAUUGAUCAGCUUGGAUAAAAAGUUUAUUUGGAUGGAUGGAAGCAAAGUGGAUUAUGUGGCUUGGGCCACAGGUGAACCGAAUUUUGCAAAUGAUGAUGAAAAUUGUGUGACCAUGUACUCAAAUUCAGGGUUUUGGAAUGACAUUAAUUGUGGUUAUCCAAAUGCCUUCAUUUGCCAGAGGCACAACAGCACCAUCAAUUCCACGGUCAUUCCAACUGUGCCCGGGGUCCCAGGAGGUUGUAAGGAAGGCUGGAAUUUUUACAAUAACAAGUGUUUCAAAAUCUUCGGAUUUGUUGAAGAAGAAAGAAAAAAUUGGCAAGAGGCACGAAAAGCUUGUAUAGGAUUUGGGGGAAAUCUGGUAUCGAUCCGCAAUGAAAAAGAGCAAGCAUUUCUCACCUAUCAGAUGAAAGACUCCACUUUUAAUGCCUGGACUGGGCUGAAUGAUGUGAAUUCCGAGCACACCUUCCUAUGGACGGAUGGUCGAGGAGUUCAUUAUACCAACUGGGGGAAAGGUUACCCUGGUGGGAGAAGGAGCAGUCUGUCCUAUGAAGAUGCUGACUGUGUCGUUAUUAUUGGUGGGAAAUCAAGGGAUGCAGGAAAAUGGAUGGAUGACACAUGUGAUAGUAAGAGGGGCUACAUAUGCCAGACACCUCCUGAUGCUUCCUUGCCUCAUUCUCCGACAACAAUUCCAGCAGAUGGUUUUAUUCAAUAUGGUGAAAGUAACUAUUCACUUGUGAAAUUAAAGUUACCGUGGCAAGAGGCGGAGAAUUAUUGCAAACUCCACACUUCCCUAAUUGCUAGCAUUCUAGAUCCCUAUAGUAAUGCAUUUGCACUGAUGCAGAUACAAAAAUUUAAUGAGCCUGUGUGGAUCGCCCUGAACAGUAACUUGACCAAUAAUGAGUAUGCUUGGACUGAUAGAUGGAGAAUGAGGUAUACUAACUGGGCUGCUGAUGAGCCCAGACUGAAAUCAGCAUGCGUUUACCUGGAUGUCGAUGGCUACUGGAAGACAGCAUACUGCAAUGAAAGUUUUUAUUCUCUCUGCAAAAGAUCAGAUGAAAUCCCGGCCACCGAGCCUCCACAACUACCCGGCAGAUGCCCAGAGUCCGAGCACACAGCCUGGAUUCCUUUCCAUGGUCACUGCUAUUACAUCGAAUCUUCCUAUACAAGAAACUGGGGCCAAGCUUCUCUGGAAUGUCUCCGGAUGGGCUCUUCUUUGGUUUCUAUUGAAAGUGCUGCUGAAUCAAGUUUUCUGUCAUAUCGAGUUGAACCACUUCAAAGCAAAACCAAUUUUUGGAUAGGAUUGUUCAGAAAUGUUGAAGGAAUGUGGAUAUGGAUAAACAAAAAUCCAGUUUCCUUUGUCAACUGGAACACGGGAGAUCCUUCUGGCGACCGAAAUGAUUGUGUAGCUUUAUCUGCAGCGUCUGGAUUUUGGAGUAGUGUUCACUGUUCUUCCUACAAAGGAUAUAUUUGUAAAAGACCAAAAAUUGUUGAUGCUGCACCUACUCAUGCAUUACUUACCACGAAAGCUGACCCGAGGAAGAUGGGCCCUUCCAAACCAGCUUCCAGCAAGGCCGGAGUGGUGGUCAUUGUGGUCCUCCUGAUCAUAACAGGUGCCGGCCUCGCUGCGUAUUUCUUUUAUAAGAAGAGACGUGUGCACUUACCUCAAGAGAGCACUUUUGAAAACACUCUCUAUUUUAACAGUAGGUCAAGUCCAGGAACUAGCGAUAGGAAAGAUCUCAUGGGCAACAUUGAACAGAACGAACACGCAGGCAUCUAGUCUCAUAAUGUGAUUCCGAUGUAUUUGAAUUUCCUACCAUUAACUAAAAUGUUAAGGUUCUUUAAUUCAAUGUGAUUGUCUCCUUUACAAUUAGUACUGUAUUGCACUGGCCUGUCCUUUUACUUUGCCUAAUUGAAGAAAUAAUCGCUCGUUUUCUAGUCUGGCAAGGCAUUUUUGUGAAAGAGAGGUAAUGAUAUCAAUGACCACUUUGAAAAAUAUCUCAGGUGAACACACAGCACCGUAAUGCCGACAUUUAAGCCUCACGCUUGUGUAGGUCAUGUCGACUGCACGUGCCAGAGUGAUUAGAAGCCCAAAUGCCCAAGCUUCCUACAAUAGUUGAAGGCGCUCCCAAAGAAAUGUUACCUAUUGAAUUGUAAUACGGUAAUAAGAAGACCAUUUUGAAAAUCCAGUACAAAUAACUUGUCCUUUGUUAUUUCAGGUGGCAUAAAAAUUUAGUCACAUUUUCCUCUUACCAAUCCCGACUUUUACGUCAAUUAUUUAGAGUUGCAUUUGUACGUGUGCAGAAAGAAUGAGGCAGCUGAGAACCUGUUUCCCCCAGCAGGGUUUUCAAGGCUGAAUAUUCAAAUGUGUUCUUUGUCCUGUUAUAUGUAUAUCAGGAAUGCAAAGAUGUGAAAUACAAAUGUAAAUUUGCAUAACUGGGUGUACUUAGAUAAUGUGAAAUAAACAUCAAAGACAAGGUCUAUUUAUAAUA
This is a messenger RNA of Suricata suricatta (meerkat), 5378 nucleotides long. It is a transcript of the gene MRC1, whose product is annotated as mannose receptor C-type 1. The record is from RefSeq and is a predicted model, not a curated record. Bases 158 to 4666 code for a protein of 1502 amino acids. Lineage: Eukaryota; Metazoa; Chordata; Mammalia; Carnivora; Herpestidae. Gene Ontology annotation, molecular function: signaling receptor activity. The transcript has 30 exons.